CCUCUACCAAGCUUGCCACUCCCGAAGCACCCAAGUGCUAGAUCUCACAGCGUCCAGAAUGGACGACUUCACCGUGCAAGCGAUCGCGCUUGCGUUCAGCUACACCAUCGCCAUCGCCCUGCGCGCUGCUGGUCUCGUGGACAACGUCCUAGAGACCACCACAGCUGCUUACUGCGUUACGCUCCCGCCUACAUCCCUCACCUUGCGCGAUACCCCAGUCAUCUCCGCCCUCCUGGAAGGUGCCAGUUUGGACCCCACCCGCACCCCGACCGCUCCUCCCAUCGCCCUCAACUUCAAGUCUAUACCGGUGCCCGACCGCCUUGACAUCAGGAUCAGUCCCCUCGCCCGUCGCCUUCUCAUCAACGAGGACGAGCUCGAGCGGGCCCUGCCCGCCAAACAGCGGAAUGAUCAUGCGGCGCGGAUCGCCGAUGAGGUCGCCACUGCAUGGUCCUCCUACGAGGAGCGCCUGAUCAGCCGCCCGUCCGCCACAAAGGACGCACCAUGGCUUCAAGCCUCUCCCAACGGCCUCACCUCUUACAUCCUCGCCCUCAUCGUCCUUAUCAUGACCGUUGUCGUGAUAUACGUCCGGCUCUUCCGCCACAAACCCACGCGCCGAUUCCCUGCCGCGCAAGCGGAAGUUGAAUCCGGGGCCCCGCCGGCACCGCCGCCAUCCACCGUCGACGACGAGGUGGACGCCGCGCAGCAAGAGAUUGACAAUCUUCUGGCCAGCGUUCCCGGGCCCGCUUCUUACGAGGAACGCAUCCCCCACGUCGAGAUCUUGCCUGCACCUGCCGUAGCAGUACCCGCCGCACCUGCACCCGUUACUCCAGCUCCGGCUCCAGCUCCUACCGCACCAGCACCCAUUGCGCCAGCACCCGCCGCACCCGCGCCUACCGUACAAGCGCCCGUCGUACAAGCACCGAUCGCACCAGCACCCGCAGUUCCAGCGCCUAUCCCUGCCGCCGCCGCCGCCGCUGUACCUGCCCCCGUCGUCGUACCCAGCGUUCCUCACCUCGCCUCGCAAAACCCGGCCGUCCAAUCAGACGAAGACGACGAUGACUCGGAGGAUGAUGGCGACGCCUCUCACAACUCCCCUCAUAACGUCGAUGCAUUGGACACGUCGCCUACCAGUCGUUCCAGCGACUCGGAAGCUUCAAACGACCUCGCCGAUGAUCCCCUACCCUUCGCCCACGAUGAUUGCCUCUUCGCCACCGAUGCGAAUGAGCCGACGCUUUCUGACAGUGUCCCCAUCGAUGUUACCAACCCCGUCCCCCGUUCCGCCUCCUCGGUCUCGAUCCACGAUGACACCAUCAUAGUGAACCUGCCUGGUCGGCCUGCCGAGAUGCCCCAGCCCCUCCCAUCCAUUCAUCCUACUACUUCCUUCCCUGAAGCCAAUGUCCUCCCACUGAAUUCAGCUCGUCCUGAAGCCGACGUCGCCUUCCAGCCUGAGAGCACGGACGCCAGCUUCUUCGACAUCGCCGACGAAUCCUCCACACCCGUCGUGAGCCUGCCCCGCGCUCAUCGCGGGGACGAGGUCAACGUCGGCUUGUCUCCGGCUCUGCCGUGCGUCACCGCAUCCAACAACGCCGCGUUGCAGCCUUCGAGCGUCGGCGACAGCUCCUUUAGCUUCCUCGACGAGACCUCCCCAUCCGCAUCCUUCGUGAACCUGCCUCGCGCCAUCCAAGCGAAUGAGAAUGAUGUCGGCUCCUCUUCGAGACCACAGGACUUUACCGAGCCGUCCGACGACAACACUGGUUCAACUAGUGACGAGGAGUCCGAAGCCGAGAACAUAGACGAGUUUGAGAUGGUCGCCCGCCUUCAGGGCAUGUUCUCGCUUCGCUCAAGCAAUGUAUCGAGUCUUAACAGACGAGAUGCUCGAACUCCCGCCAUCGUUAUAGUGAACCCGACGCAGUCUCAGGCUACAGACAGCACACCAUCCUCCCCACAGCUACAGACGCCGCCGGAUGUUCCCGUGGCCGGGCCAGCUUCAUUUGCUGCUACCAAUGAAAUGUUGGCGCAGAUGCUUGACAAUCUGCGAAGCAAGCCUGCUCCCUCAUUGACCACGCCAUCCAUCGAACGCUCGCCUUCACCUGCAGAGGAGGCCGCGCCGUCUGCUGGGCCGCCCUCCGUCGGAAAUUUUAGCCACCUCGACUUCCUCACGUCGCGUCUCGUGCAGUCCGCUGCGUCCACGGCGACGCAGUCCUAUGACGGGGUCAAUCUCCUGCCCAUUCUAUUUCCGGACCCCCUCCCAGCCGAAGAUGCAGUGGCGCUUGACGUUCGAGGUCAGGAACAAGACGCAGGCCCGACCGCGGAGGAUGAUCAGCAGCCCAUUCAAGCUCUGGACGAGACCGAGCCCCGCGAGUCUGGUGCAGAGGAGGAAGACGUGGUCAACGUCCAUGUCCCGGAUGAAGAACCCUCCAAGGCAUCCGUCGAGCCGUCAUCCUCCAUUUCCGAGUCUUCAUCGCCGCUCGACGAGGGCACUGCACCCCUUACGCUUCCCGCCAUCCCCCGCGAUACCCGCCAGGCGCAUGAGGUAUCACAAGGCGCGCCUCAAUACGGCGAGACACUGUACAUCGCCAUACCCCGACCGUCUAUCGCUCGCGUUCCGCCUCAUCAGGCGCGUCCUCAAGCGCCGAUCAUUCGCCCUACGCCUCAGCAGGAGCGGCCCCCGGCGUCGGCCAUUCGUAUCGCGCCUCCUGCGCCUCUAGAGUGCCCCCGGUACAGGUGUACCUCGCCCUCUGCCGCCGAGGUACCGAACGACGAGCUCUCGGCAGUCAACUUCGUCUGGGCUCAAGCGCCUCCAUACGGCAUCAUGCGGGGUAGCCGGCUGGACGGAUUGGAAGAGAUCUCGCAGGCAGUGGACAUGGCUAUCGCGCGUGUAGAGGCAAGCGCAUCGGUUGUAGAUGCACCCGCAGAGGCGGUGGCCACCCACCCACGCAUCGACGACCUUCAAGAGUGCGAAGUUACACCAAGCAAGGUGGAGAUGCCCGUGCACUCGGCCGAAUUGCUACUUCAGGCGACGCCAGUCGUUACAGAGGCGCGCGACGACACUCCCGAGCUGCCCCUUCCCAACGCGACGACGAACGAGGACAUCUGCACUGAGACGCCUUCACCCGCCGAGCAUGUUGUCGCAGAGCCCGUCCCCAACUUCUCCGAGACGUCAGCCCCACCUGCGCCCACCAUCACAACCAUGCCCGCCCAUGGGCGUCGCAAGACGCGUGCCAAAGGUGUGAAGAUUGUCCUUCAGAGCAACGGCCCGCGCAACCUCGGGCGCUAGCCGGGCAUCAACAUCUCUCGGGCAUCUCUCCACCGGCAACGGCCUAUACGAACAACAAGUUCACGCUUCGACACGACUCUCGGGGACGUCUCGUCUAGCUCAGCCCUUAAGUGAGGCACUCGGCUGUCAUGGUCAUGACAUCGCGCGCGAGCGCGAAUCGUCAAUUCUGCGAAGCAGCCUUCCGUCAUCCUCCCGGAUCAGAUCCUGCGAUGGCCUUCAGGACCGCGCCAGAUUCGUCGCAGGCGCUCUGGGCUCCGCAGGUCGUGCACUGUGCAUCGACGUGGCGCCAGGACUGCAGUGAUUCCUCCCCGGUUUUAUCUCGCGCAGACCAUCUCCAGCUUGAGUUUAUACUGUACCCCCGCACCAUUAGUAUUAUACUUGUCG
Molecule: messenger RNA, 3661 nt
Organism: Schizophyllum commune H4-8
Lineage: Eukaryota; Fungi; Basidiomycota; Agaricomycetes; Agaricales; Schizophyllaceae
Exons: 11
Coding region: 59-3277 (1072 amino acids)
Source: RefSeq, a predicted model, not a curated record